Dentiscutata erythropus is the source of this 909-nucleotide messenger RNA. Lineage: Eukaryota; Fungi; Glomeromycota; Glomeromycetes; Diversisporales; Gigasporaceae. The record is from the annotation of a GenBank genome assembly.
AUGGAGUCAAACAGUACAGAUGAUGAAAUAAACCACCCUACUCUUCGUUCGUCUGAAUUUUUGUUUGAACUAUUAAUACCUAUAAUUGCCUUUUUGAUUUUUGAAAGAUAUCAACUAGAAGGAGGAAUUAAAUGUUUAUUUGUUUGGGUUUGGAGUAUGGCAAAAUUAGCAUUAUCAAUUUUUUCAGUAAUUUUUGUGGCAAUUGCUCUUCAUUUAAGAAAUGAUAAUCUUUUUAGGGUAUAUCUUAUUUUUGUUGUAACGCAGUUUUUUGUCAUGAGUUUAUAUAUAUAUAGUGAACGUGAGAAAUUUUUUCCACUUAAUUUUCAAACUCAACACAGUGAACAAACUCCAUCCAGUAACCAUGUAUCUGACGAUAGUGGUUCUGAUAAUGUAAUUACAAGAAUAAUAACAAUGUAUAUGAACCUUCCUGAAGAUUAUAGAUUCCAAUUACAAUUUUGGUUUAUUAUGUUUUUAAUUCAUAUUGCAUUUUAUAUAAUUGCUCGUAGUAAUGGGAUAGUUUUACCGAUUUCCGAUUCAUUUUUAAUUGUUCCUAUGUCAUUUUUUUUUAUCUUUGCCCUUGUUACGUUUUUAUUAAGACCAGAUGAUAAAAAUAUUUUACGUAUGUCUAAAUUUCAAAUAUUAAAAUAUGUUGAUAAAUUACGACUUCAAAUUGCAGAAAGGCAUUAUGAUAAAAAAGAAUAUAAGAGAGCUUGGACUAUUUUUUCAGAAAUUGAUUCUUGUAAAUUCGGACCAAAAUAUUAUUCAAACAAAGCACGUAAUAUAUUUAAAUUUACUGCUAAAUUUUGGAUAACAAUUUAUAUUUUAGAAGGAAGAGAAUAUUUUGAAGAAGGAUGGAAUCUCUUAUUGGAAGUAAGUAAGGCUGAGUAUUCUUAUGAUGCCAAAUAUUAG